Molecule: messenger RNA, 4546 nt
Organism: Rhinopithecus roxellana (golden snub-nosed monkey)
Lineage: Eukaryota; Metazoa; Chordata; Mammalia; Primates; Cercopithecidae
Product: zinc finger and SCAN domain-containing protein 2-like
Exons: 3
Coding region: 1235-1846 (203 amino acids)
Biological process (GO): regulation of transcription by RNA polymerase II
Molecular function (GO): RNA polymerase II cis-regulatory region sequence-specific DNA binding; DNA-binding transcription factor activity, RNA polymerase II-specific
Source: RefSeq, a predicted model, not a curated record
UAGUGGCAGUAGACAGUACCUCUACAGGAGAAGUGGCCCUUUGGAAUGCAUGACUCUGUGACAGCUGGGAUGGUGGUAGUGGGGUGUGUGUGUGUGUGUGUGUGUGUGUGUGUUUUGAGGAAUGUUUAGUUAUUGAGCAGCUAGUACAUUGAAAAAAGCUUUCAACAGUGAGGCAGGAGACUUAAGGCCUAGUCCAGGCUCGCCUUGCUCUGUGACCUUGGCAAGUAUGUUGACCUCACUGAACCUCAGUUUCCCCAACUUUAAAGUGGGGCUCAAUAACCCUGCUCCGCCCCUUUCUCAGGGCUGUUGUGAGGACAAUGGGAAACAAUUUAAGAGGAACACAGUACCCUGGGAAGAGGAUCCUUUGGAGAACCAGCAUGAAGGGAGCUGGGUUUGGGGGUGUUGGCUGGGCACUGAGUGUGCUACUCAGCCCUGGGCCAGGUUUUGCUGUGAGGAUACCAAGAGGAAUCACGCUGAGACCAGUCCCCCUGGGAGCCCACACCCUGGUUCAGUGACUUGGAAACCUUUUGAACACAUGCCUCAUUUUGAUAAACAAAGAGCUGCUGCCUUUAAUGUUAACUGAGGUCACUUUCAAGUUUACAGGGUUGUGUUUUUGUUUCCUGUUUUAAGCUUCGCAAAAAUAUCUUUAAAUCACUGAUAAUCCCACCCUUUUCUCCAAGUUUGGGGUGCACUUCCCUACCUCCCUCUGUCCUUGAGAUCUGGUUGGAGGGAUAAGACAUAUCUAGACGAAGGUAACUGAAAAUCCUAGCUGAAACUGAAACUGAAACUCCUAACUGAAACUCAUCACCAUCUGUCCAGUGUCUUGUGUGGCUGGCUGACAUGGUGCUAGGUGCUGGGGCUGAAAGAAGGCAGCUCUGUCCUUAAGGUGCUGGGAGUCGGGGGACAGAGGUGGCAUGACUGACCCUCGUGCAGUGUGAUGAGUGAGGGCCACAUGGUUGUGUCACACGGUGUAAGCCUGGGGUGGAAAGGUCGGGGAAGGCUUCUAGGAGAAGGUGCCCUUGGGAAGGGCCUGAAAGGAGUGUAGGCCAUACUUAAAAGACAGUGGAGGAAGAACACCAAUUCCCAGCAGGGGAACUUGAGCUUGAACAAAACGGGUGAAAGGUGGAGGUUGUGGGAGGUGAGGCUGGGGGUUGGCUAACCCUCGGGUCCCCCGACCCCUCUCUCUCCCCGCUUCUGUCUCCCUAGGGACUGGUGAUUGCAGCUAGAAGUGCCCAUGACCGAGCUGGCGUCCUCCGGGGGCGGGUCCCCUGCGGGGGACGGGGAGGAGGGUCUGGGGGACGAUCGAGGCCUGGUCAUCCACCACCCUGCUGAGGAGCAGCCGUACCGCUGCCCGCUGUGCGGCCAGACCUUCUCGCAGCAGCCCAGCCUGGUGCGGCACCAGAAGGCACACGCCGGGUCGGGCCGCGCGGCUGCCUUCGUGUGCCCCGAGUGCGGCAAGGCCUUCAGCGUCAAGCACAACCUCGAGGUGCACCAGCGCACGCACACCGGAGAGCGCCCCUUCCCCUGCCCCGAGUGCGGCCGCUGCUUCAGCCUCAAGCAGAACCUGCUCACGCACCAGCGUAUCCACAGCGGCGAGAAGCCGCACCAGUGCGCGCAGUGCGGCCGCUGCUUCCGCGAGUCGCGCUUCCUGCUCAACCACCAGCGCACCCACGCGCGCAUGCCCGCGCCCCACCCGCGCCGCCCCGGCGUUUUCGGGGAGCGGCGGCCCUACUUCUGCCCCCGCUGCGGCAAGAGCUUCGCACGCGAGGGCUCGCUCAAGACCCAUCAGCGCAGCCACGGCCACGGGCCCGAGGGCCAGGCGGCCCACUUAGGACGUGUGCUAUGAUGCGCCCGGGCCCUGCUGCCGACUGCUGCUUCCUGCCCCGCACGUGCGUCCCCGACCCCUGGAGAUGGCCCUGGGCCACAGCUCCCUCUCUGGAUGGGAUCCCGGGAGAGGGGCAGCGCUGGCUUGGGCUCUUGAAGGUGUGGGCCGCCGCCAGGCUCCAGCCGCUCCCUUGCGUUCCUCCCUCGGGACCGUCUGGCUGGCUGCGCACAGCUGCUUCGGGCUCCUGCCAUGGUUCUCCUUCUCUGGCCCAUCCGGCCUAGAGCAGAAUGUCAGAGUUGAAAGAGACUUGGAGAGGGCCACUGUCCACAAUCCCCACGCCCAACCUCAGCCCCCAGGCCUCCUGGCUCCUGUACACACUCUCUGCUGUCCUUGAGAUGUCAUUUCACUUCAUGUUUCAGUUUGCUCAUCUAUGCGGAGUGGGCAGGAUCCUAUGACCCGAUAGGUGCAGGACCCAUCUGGACAUGGAGACCAGGAAUGGGGUGCCGUGGGGGCCUGGCUGGCAUUGCACCUGGGCAUGAGGGCACGUCCAGUAAGAAGACAUGCCUCAAGAGGUGCACUGCGGUGACCAGUGGAGGUGUCUGGUUGGAGACUGGAAUUGGAGGCAGAUUCCAAGCUCUGGUGGACAGAUUCCCCAGGCCUGGUGGGAAUCACAGCUGGGGCAGACCUCAUCCUGGCUGCCUGGCCACAGGCCCCCACUGUCUGCCACUGGUGGUAGGAUGAUGCUUGUGUGGAGAGCUGGCUUCUCUGCUCCCACCUGGUCCGCCACUUGGCUAGAGUUCAGAGACAGGAAGUGACUGGUCUAAGCUAACACAGCAAGUUGGUGGCUGACCUGGUUCUAGAGGCAGAACCUUCUGCCAAAUGUGAAUGAAACCUGCAGGCUUCAUUUUCCUUUCUGAGCAGUGCUUCUUAGCACUUUGGAGACACGAAGCCCUUGGAAAAUCUGAUGAAGGUUACGGGCCUUCCCUAGGAAAACAGGUAACUGACAUAGACUCAAAAACCCCAGGCAAUUUCAGGAGCCACUGGACUCCGUGAAUGAAACCCAUCCCUGGACUCCUCAGCCCUGAGGACUUCACCUGCUGCCCUUUCCUUACCUGUCACACAUUCAGCCCCAGUCAAGGCCACUGUACAAGUAGUGCCCCUCCCUCCUUCUGGCCAAGCCUCCUUCCCUUGUUCAGGAAUAAAGAAUUCCGAGGAGGAGACCUUUUUAGUCAGUCCCUUCUCCCAGACCUAAAGAAUGAUGCAUCAGGUUUCUGGAACCUCAUUUCCCUUCGCCAGACAUUGGCAGAGGUCCCUUGGGCUAGAUUUUCUCUUCUGGUUUUGUGUUUCUUGUUUUGCCUGACUGGCCACUGGCUUCCACAAAGGAGCCCUUUGCUCCUGGCCUGGGCUCUGAUUUCACUGUGUGGUCUCAGGGGAAGCUGGACUGCUGUGGACGCUGGUGGGAGUUUGAGUUUGGUCUGAGUCUGCCCCAGGGAGAAAGAAUCCUGCUUCCGCCAACCAAGCCCAGUCAGCGGUGCCUCCCAGCUGGCCAAGUGUUCAACCCAGUGGGCUGGGGAGGAAGAGGAUGAAGGCCUCGCUCCUGGUGCCUGUGGCUCUGGGCAGGGGGAGAGGUCGGUGGAGGAGCUCUCUGUGUGUUCUCUGAGUGUGCAGCAGUGCAGUUGAAGGGAACAGGGCUCAGGCUGGCAGCAGGGGGAGGACUCCUCCCAUCUUCACACCUGAACCAGUCAGCCUGGAAGCCACAAGUUCUCACCUGCUUCCCCAGAAUGAACAUCAGAAAAGACAAAACUGACCAGGGCUGGGAUGGGUUUGGGUCAUGGUGGUUGGAGGGCAGUCUGUGGAUUCCUGCAGUGGAGUCUUGCUGUCUUCAAUGCCAUUUGGAUCAUACAUUCUUACGUCCUACUGUAUGCCUCACCCUGGAAUAGCAGAACGCUCAGGGGGAGAUCCGAGAAUGAGAAGGUGCUCCCAGCCCCAGGAGCUUCCAAUCUGGCUCUGAUCCUUGGCUGACCUAGAGGAAACCUCCACACACACUCCUUCUUUGCUAAUGGUGCAGUUUGUGUCCCCCUCUGCCCAUCACUGUGCUGUGCUCAUUCCUGCCUCUGUGCCUUCCCCUGUAUUGCUCGGACAUGUCCCCUUUCCUCUUCUCUACCCAGCUAAGCCCUUCUGAUCCAUGGGGCCCGGCUUCCCAAACAACCCAGCCCACAUUCAUCCUUCCCUCUCCGAACAGGCCCUGUGUGAGCCCCCGCCCCCAAACUGCGUGCUGUCCCACGGACGUUCCAGUCUCCCGUGUGUGUGUUUUGAGUCCCCAACUAGACAGUGAGCUCCCUGAGGGCAAGGGACUGUCAUUUCCUCUUGAGCCCUACCAGGGUCUAGCACCAAACUGGGCUUCUAACUCUCAGGAAACACUUGUCGACUGCCUCAAGCGCUGGAGCUUGUCGGUGGCUGGUAAUGGGCAGUGCACGUGGGGAGAGGGUAUGUGAAUUAACUCAAGGGUGCCUUUUAUUGGGCUGUGGGCUGGCUCCCCUGGGUCGAAAGUGGAUGUCGGAGGCCUCAGGCUCUUACCUCCUUGGGGCAGUGGGAGCAUCGGGGACCCCUCCCCUCGGCUCUGCAGGAGUGCACAGAAGUGGUUGUCCAGCCUGGAUAUUUCUACAGGUCGCUGACACCUGCGGGAGCUGACUGAGUGAAAUAAAUGUUCUCUCGACAUCA